This is a messenger RNA of Biomphalaria glabrata, 12871 nucleotides long. RefSeq lists its product as uncharacterized. The transcript is spliced from 65 exons. The coding region runs from base 306 to 8807 and encodes 2833 amino acids. Gene Ontology annotation, biological process: anatomical structure development. Lineage: Eukaryota; Metazoa; Mollusca; Gastropoda; Planorbidae. The record is from RefSeq and is a predicted model, not a curated record. Gene Ontology annotation, cellular component: extracellular region; cell surface. Gene Ontology annotation, molecular function: serine-type endopeptidase inhibitor activity; signaling receptor binding.
AAGAGUGAAGGGACGACCAUGUCAACAAGUGAGACAGGAAAGGAGGGUCUCAGAAUAAAAUUGUUGAACAGAGCCUAGGGAGUAGUAAAGCCUUGAGCAACCAAAACUACUAGGAAUAUUAUUUCUAACCUUCGGAAAUUAAGUACUCAUUCUGGUGAACUUAUAAACUGUGAGUGUGUGUAUUUCAGUUUGGUGGUAUCACCUGUGCAUAUAGUGGAUAGUAUGAAGUGGUGAUUCAAUCGGACUUGUAUAACUAGUCAUAUUUACUAAAUUUCAGCUGGUCUGAAAGAACAAGUUUAUACAAAAUGAAACUAUUAAGUAUCGCUACAGUUUUAGUAGGAUUGAUUUGUUUAGUUCAGCACGGGGCAUUCAGCCAGCCGACAGCAGUCACAACACAGGCACCCCCACCUCCUAACAUCAUCGCAUUUGGUUUCUAUUUCGUCAACGUGAAUAAGCAAGAGCUGGCAAACAAGACGUCCCUGCUGUACAAUACCACCAGAGCACAGAUUUCUCAAGCCUUGGCCAGCACUGGCGGCACUUUAGAUGACGUGGUCUUUACUAUUGGGGGUGGAUGCACCAAAGUGUAUGUAACAUUACGUAAUGGUGACCAGAUGAAAGUAAUAGCUACUUUUGACCAGUUUAAAAGCAAAGGUCUCAUGGUCAAUAAUCAGACAUGGAGGGUUUCAUUUAAAGAAUGUACACGUGACAGUUUGGUUUACUUUAAGUUCUAUGUAACUGGACUGACUUGGGACACAAAAUAUAGCACAGACAACAACACUGUCACCUCUGCCAUCAUCAAUGCAUUUUCUGAUUUGGGAGGAAGCUUUAGAACCAUUAAACUCUUUGAUAACACAGGAUGUGUGGGUGUCAACAUCGAAUUGGAAAUGAUUGACCCAACAUCUGUCUUCUCAAUGACCAGUAAGCUCUUAGAAACAGGGCUGACAGUUGCUAAUAAAAGUUAUAAUGUGACAAUGACUCCUUGUAGUAACAUCACAGCUAACACUGAUCAGUGUCCAGUUCUAUCUAGUGGAGGUUCUGGCACAUCAUGUACAAAUGAUACAAUUUGUGAGGCAGGACAGAAGUGUUGCUCUAAUGGAUCUGGCCAAACUUGUCAACCAGUUGGCUAUAAGGUGAAAAUUGCAGGAGUUUUGUUGGUGAACAUGACUGCCAAUGAGAGCUUAAUGAUGCAGACUAACCUGACACAAUCAAUCAAGUCCCAGGUUUUUAUGGCACUUGGUAACCAGACAGUUAAAUAUGUUGAACUGAAAUCUAUUAGCACUUAUAAAUAUAUUAAUAUGAUCAAUACUCUACUAAAUAUCAAUCUUUACCUGGUUGAUGACCUGACCAAAGAGAGCUUGCGCAUGCUGGAAAAGAAGCUGGUCAACAUUGUCCUGCAGUGGAACAGUCUGAAUGGAAUUGUCACAGUGGCAAAACUGGGCAUUGACAAUAUCCACAAUGAUCCAGUUGUGUGUGGCUCUGAACAGAAGUGUUAUGGCAUCUGUAAGACGUACAUAGAUGGUCAGACAACAUGUUCCUGCAGCGUUGGCUACUAUGGCUCAGAUUGCAACACAUUUGAUUGUCGCACAGUCUUUUCUAUAAUUGCCAAUACAACUGUUCACCGCUGCAAAAACAAUGGAACCUGUGCUGAAGCAGCUGAUGCCCAUGGAUAUCAGUGCACCUGUCCACCAGGUUACUAUGGUGACACCUGUGAAGCUCGACUCUGUGACUACUUGAUAAACCCGUGCAGUGGUCAAGGAUCCUGUAUUGGUUCUAUAUCUGAUGGCAGAUUGUGUGACUGUAAUUCUGGAAGAGGGGGCCUGGCUUGUGAAAAGGAAACAAAGGAUAACUUAACAAGCUGUGAGCUGAGACAGAGGUUGACGCAAGCUGUCAAUACAAAUAUUCAAACUUCAAUGCCAUCUUUGUUGAAUUUUACAUUGGACAUUAAGGAUGUGUUCAAAGCUGUUGGAGUGAAGCAUUACAAGGUACAGAAUUGCUCCCAGAACAAAGAAAGCUCCAUUGAAUGUUUAUAUGACAUAGCCAAUGGGCAACCACAGCAGUGCAACUGCUCAUUUCUGAAUGGAACGAGUGGAUUCUUCUACGGGCCUGCAGACUGCAGAGCUUUUGCUCCAGCCACUCACACAAACAUAGUGCUCUACAUUUUGACAGACUGGCCUGAUGACAUAGAAAAAAGGAUGGAAAUCUAUAAUAGGCUGUCAGAAUUCUUUUUUACGUUAGAAUCUUUGUAUGUAGGACCAGUAGCUUACAACGGAAGACCUGGAUGUGUGGCUGCAACUGUACCUGUAAUGCUAAAUAAUCCAGGAAAUCUCAACUUUACAAUCCAGAAGAUAAAGAACACAGGAAUAUUGUUAAAUAACAAGAUAGUUCAAAUCACUAAUGAAAAUUGUGAUUUUACAGCUGAUUUAAACCUGCUAAACUUCAAACUACCGUUGGUAAAUUUCACCUGGUCUGAUAGUUUAAAAAAUCAUUCCUCGGAGAUGUAUACAGCUGUCUUGAUGGCAGUGCAAAGUACAUUCUCGAAUCUAACUGGAAAACCAAGAUAUCUAGAAGUAGUACAAAAGUCAGACUGCGCUGUCAUUGAUGUGCAAUGGGAGACAACCAACAUCAGCAAUUUCUUCACGCUGAUGGAUAAGUUGAAAACCAACGGACUGGUAAUAAGUAACAAGACCUAUGGUGUUAAUAAACAGCAGUGCAAUGUUACAGAUGACUCAGUCAUUGUCGACUUCAAGUUCUUUGUUAUUCAAUUGCCUUGGCUGGAUAGUUACACUGACAUCAAUUCUGAUGACUUUAAGCAGUUCCGAAAUGCUCUCAUAACUAAUAGCUCAUUAAAAGACCUCGAUGGGUCUCCGGAAACAUUAAUUCUGAUGAAAAGGGAUAGUUGUGUAGAGGUUUAUGUUCAGUGGAGAAAUGCUAGUAAACUUUUCUCUGUGAUGGAUAAUCUGAGAAAGACUGGAUUAGAUCUGAAUGGUGUGCACUACAACAUCAGUAUGAAGCCUUGCACUUUAGAACCUGUUAUGUUACUGACAUAUAAAAAAGUAAAACUGUAUUCCAACACAUUAAAAUGGAGUGAUACAUUAAAGAUUGAAAGCUCUGCUGAAUACUUGGCUUUGCAAAAAGAUUUUCUGAACCAGUUUAAUGUGAAUCUUGACAGCUUUAAACUGGAUGUAAGCUUUGGAUGUAUUGAACUAGAUAUUGACUUCAAUAUAAACAGUAAUGAUUUAUCCAAGGUGGAUAGUAUGUACAGUGAUGGAGUCACAUUGAAUGGAUCUAAAUUUACCACACAAUUCUGCAGCUCAGUUGUUUACCAUAGCAAAUUUAUGUGGAACAUCACAUUUGAAUAUUUAUACACAAAUGUGGGAAUGCUUGACAGAACAAGUAUUGAAUUGCAGUUGAAUUUGGGAAUGAGGCAGUAUAAUAUACCUGGCUAUAACAUUUCAAGAAUUGUUGGAUUUGCUCCUGCAACUAGCGACCAAGCCAGAGUCAAGCGUCAAACCAGUGGCACUGUGUGUAUGAUUGAGAGCCUGUUCACAUCUGAAGUCCCUGUGAGUAGACUCUAUGAGGUCAGACAAGAGUUGCUGAAGAAAAAGACUCUGAGUGAGAUGACAAUACUCAAUAUUACAUUUGGUUAUGGAGGUGGAUGCCCUACUGAGAAUUGUUUCAAUAUGUCCUUCUGUGUCAGCACUGCUGAUGGAUUCAAGAAAUGUGCUUGUCCUGAUAUGUAUUUUGGCAAGACGUGUUCAGAUAAAAAUACAAGUGUCAUAUGUUCUAAUGAGACUGUCUGCAAGUCUGAUGAGAAAUGUUAUAGAACUAUCACCUGUUUAGGGGACAACUGUAAAGACAAAAAAACUGUAUGUAUAGCCAAGAAUAAAAACUUAGCCUGUGAUAACCAGACUUGUGCCUCUGGCCCUUGUGACCCAUGCAAUGGUAAAGGAGUCUGCUAUAACCGAGUGGCAGAUAGAGGAAAUGAUCUUUUUUCUGCUGGUCGUGUGAGUUACUAUUGUGAAUGUAACUCUGGCUUUGGUGGUGACUCUUGUGAAGUGAACCAAACAAUCUGCCAGAAAUUUCAAGAUGUCUGCAAGCCCACAGCAUGUCUGGGUGACCUGGAGAAUGGUCAAAUCUGUCAAUGUCCAGAUCUUUAUGGAGGAUUAUUCUGUAACAAGCUUGCUCGUACUCCUUGUGAGAAAUGGAAGGCCUUCUAUGAGGAUGUGCAGAGCAUUCAAUCAGGCAAUCCAGCUUUGAACAUUACCAAUGAACAGAAGAGUAUUUUGAUGAGCUUUAAAGUUAGUUUGAACGACACAGUCUGCUCUAUGGAUGUCUGUAAUGGAGUGCUGUGUCAGGCAGGUGAGAAGUGUGUAGCUGAGAAUGUCACAUGCAGCACUGGAAUGUGUAACCUUGGAGUGUGUAAAGCAACCAUGAAACCUGGUGUCUGUCCAAGGCCUGACAUAAGUUCCUUCAACAAGCUCUUGUCCAAUGGUUUAGCGGCGUGUUCUCCUGGGGACUGCUUCGAUGACUCAGAUUGCGAUGGGGAAGAAAAAUGUUGUGGGCUCUGUGGAAGCAAGUGUGUGAAGCCAGCAGCAACAAGCGCAUGUGCUGAUGAUUUGGCAGCUGCAUCAGACUUGAAGGAGUUAGUCAGCAGGAGCAAACUGGCAAUCAGAAAUGUUAAACAGGACAGUGAUGCUUACAAAGUCAUCAUGAGACUGGCUAAUAUUAGCAGCUUGUGGAUUCCUAAGUGUAAAAAUAAAGAGUUGUAUGAAGCUUUACAGUGCUUGGAGUCCACAAGUAACCAGACUGAACCUAAGACCUGCUUCUGUGUUGAUGUUUGGGGGAAAAAAAUUGCAGGAAUCUCCCCCAACCCCAGUGAUCCGAACUCUUGCACUGUUAAGCCUUUCACAUGCCCAGUGCUUGAACCACCCUCUCCCUCUGUUAGAAUGUUUGAUUGCACUAGUGAUCUGGACUGCUUUGGAAGUAACAAGUGUUGCAGUUAUGGUGUGGGCAAGAUGUGCACUACUCCUGUAGAUGAGAGUCAAAUGAUCACUGUAUUGGACAAAGUGAUGAACAGAGCUUGUACUGUGUCCACCAAUCUUUGUUUAGGCAAUGCUACCUGCAAUGGUGAUUGGAAGGCCAAAGGUGAGAUCUGUGUCUGUCCACAAGGUCGCAUUGGCCCAUUCUGUGAAAACACGACUACAGGACCGGCAUUAACAUCUUGCCAGAAAAAAGCUUUGGCUUAUACUGUGUUGAGAGGUGGUAGACUGGUCAGUAUGUCCAACAUGUCGAAUGUCAUUGUGUUGCAACAGGUUUUGCCAUCCUACAACAACUCGACUGAACCAUUUACAGUGACCGAUUACAAUUGUCUGCCCAAUGGAGACUACUCGCCCACCCAGUGUGUCCACUACCUCUCCUUUCCCAGCAUGUCUUAUGUCAAUGACACUGAGUGCUUUUGUGUGGAUCAGAACGGUCAAGAAAUUCUGGGCACCAGGAUAUCAGCCACAUUGGGCCAACCUUUCUGUGGAAAGAACUCAAUGUGUCCGAUCGGCAAUCCCUUGUCUGAUGAUAGUGGAAAUCCACAGACUUGUAACAGCAGCUUGAAAACUCCUGAAGGUUAUGUCUGCAAGCGCAGCAGAUAUGGUCGGAUGUUCUACUGCCCUACUGCAGAAGCCUUGGACAGCAUCUGCAAUUUAACCUUGGAUGUGGGACCCUCAAACUCUGAGGCUUGUUCAUCCACCAACUCUACUAGAUAUUAUUACAAUGCUACCACUAAAACUUGUCAGACGUUUACAUUUAAAGGUUGUGCUGGGAACCCCAACAACUUUUUAACAGUAGAUAACUGCGCUGCUCAAUGCAUUAAGAACCCCAACAUGCGUCCUGGUUCCUGCCCUAGUGACAAAGUUUCAGUUGCAAGAGGCCAGUGUAAAGACCAGUGUUCAUCAGACGUGGACUGUGGCCUGGCUCAAAAGUGCUGCAAGAUCAACUGUGCCAGGCAAUGUGUCCCGGCAGUGGAUGAAUCCAACAAGAAUUUAAAAUGUCCUCUUGGUCAGUCUCGUGGUCAGUGUAGUGCUAGCACACCAUGUGGGAAAGGACUCUAUUGCAAUAAUGGAUUUUGCUGCUUAAAUUAUAAUGGUGAAGAAGAUUCAGACUUUUGCUCAGUUCCACCUGUAUUAGGUGAGAAUUGUGCUACCCCAGAAGAAAGAUAUUUCUACAACUCCACCUCCCAGAUGUGCCAGAAGUUUAACUACAGUGGAUGCCAGCCAGAGUUUAACAACUUUGCCAGCUUGGACGACUGCUGCACAUCUUGUGGAAAGAAAGGUCGUUGUAAAGUUGGUGAGUGUCCUGCUAUAAAGAUAGGGUCUAUCAGCUCCUGUGGCAACCAAUGCUCAGCUGAUGGUGAAUGCCCAGGAAAAAAGAUCUGUUGUUCUACAGGCUGUGGAUUUCAAUGUGUUCUUCCUGCAGUCAGCAGCAAUACUUCUGAUUGUGUAGCCAGGCAAACGCAAGUUAAGAUCAAGAUGAAUCUCAAUGUCACAGACAAAGAUCCCAGAGGAUGUGACGUUACCCAUAUUCCCAGGUGCGAAUCAGAUGGUUCAUGGUCUAAGCUGCAGUGUCAGCCUACUCUUGGUAUUUGUUGGUGCGUCACAUCUCAAGGCAAUUAUGUAGAGAACACUAUCACUAAAGGAUCACCUCCAUGUAACACAAUAUCUGUGCCUGUACUGGAUGCAUCAGAUAUAGCCAAGAAAGAUGUUUCUUCAGCAAAUAUUACUGUCUGCCAAACUGGCACUAGCCCCAAGUGUUGCCCUGCUGCUCUGUGCCACAAGCCAUGUGCUGCAUAUCCCAAUGCACAAUGUGUCAUUGAUCCCUGUGGGGGCUGCACUGUUAAGUAUUAUGAUGAAACAGGAUUAGUUGACUGUACAGAAAAGUUCACUACCUGUGAAAAGGAAAGGAAUGAUGUCAUUUCCUAUGUGUUGGAGAACCACAUCACAUCAAUGCUGGCCAUGAACAUGAACCUUGAUGAUCUUGAGGAUGAAAUGAACACAACCUCAACAUCCUCCAUGACAACAGGCAUAGCUCUAGUUACCAGUAUUCCAGUUAGAUGUCAGCUUCAACCUGAUCCAGGAACAUGUAAAGGCUACAUGCCUCAGUGGUACUAUGACGUGGCCUCAUCUACUUGUAAGCUGUUUAUCUGGGGCAUGUGUGAUGGUAACAUGAACAGGUUCCCGACAGCUGACACCUGUUAUCAAACUUGCAAUGCACAAGCCAGCCCUUGUGUUGGACACAACUGUACAUCGCCUAACAUGUGCACUUUAGGGUUUGAAGAAAACUGCAUGAUGGGAAUGGAUUGUGAAUUAAAACCAACAUGUAAAGCUCCCAUGCCUACAUCCCUUGUGUAUGGGCCCUAUGUGCCACAGUGCAUGACAGGUGGAUACAGCUACAAGCAGUGCUUUGGAGGCUAUUGUUGGUGUGUGUAUGAGAACGGAACGUACAGUGAUGGACUCUCCAACAAAAAUGUGGACAACUUGGAUUGUUCCUCAUCGACCUCUUCAUCAGCUGCUUUAGAGAACUGCACCAAUGGCCAGCCACCUAAUGUCAACUGUGUCAAGGCAUGUAACAACAAAGUGUGUCCUGACUACCCAAAUGCUCGCUGUGUGGUAGACAUGUGCUCUCCAACCUGUGAAACAAGAUUUGUGGAUGCCCAGGGAAGCAGUGUCACUUGUGGAGUCAAUCGCUGUAAGGUGUUCUCUUUUAAUGGGACUGAACAAGCUAGCUGUGUGGCUACCAGCUUGUGCCCUAAUGCCAGACCCUGUCCAGAAUCCAUUUGCCAGGAAGCACUGAUGAAAAACUGCAGCUCUAAUCCUUGUGCUGUGUGCCUCACUGACCCAUGCACCUGCAUGCCUUACUUUGUAGACGCUCGCACUAGAAAAAAUUUAACACAGGCCCAAUGCACUUACUUAUCUCAAGGAACCUGUGCUAUUAAAUCUUGCAAUGUUAAAAAAGAGGCUGUGCUUGCUAGACUGAACAACCUGGACGUGACGGACAAUGUAGACAGAAUUCCAACUUGCACAGAUGCUGGCAAAUUUGUACCCAAGCAGUGUCUUGAUGACACCUCAUGUCAUUGUGUCAAUGCCUUUGGUCAGAUUGUCAAUGAGACUGUUGAUGCCAACACACCUUGCAAAGCUAUUGAAGAGAUCAAGACUAUCAGAUCCACAUUUACAUACAGAGCAGACUUUAAAAAGUUUAAAGAGUUGGACAAGUUGCCACUAAUCAAGAAUCAGUUUUGGAAGAAGACAAUGACCUUUGGCAUUGAUAAUGCCACCAUUAAGACCGUCACUGAUCCCUAUGAAGGCAGCAUUAAAAUCAAUAUGACCUUGGAGUCAAAUCCUAAUUCUGCCAACACUGACAUGACUAUUGUCUUCAUUGUUGUUAGUCAGGCUGUGAAUGACUUUAACCUAAUAAUAGACAAUGAGACACUGGAAGUGAUAGUAGACAGCAGCACAGUUCAGUCAGAAGCCGCAACAAGUGAUACUCCUGAGGUAACAGAUGCCAGUAGCGGCCUGUCAGAAAGAGAUAAGAUCAUCAUUGGCUGUGUUGUCGGCAUUGGAGGUGGCCUCAUUCUCAUCACCAUUAUCAUCUUGUGUGUUUGCUGCUAUCACAGGAAAGAAAAGAAUGGCAAAUCAGCAAGCUAUGGCCAUAUUGGGGCUGCUGAGAAUGCCAACUAUGAUGAGCCCCCAGCCAGAAUGAAUCAAGCCUACAAGUACGAUGAUGAUGGGGAGGAUGACAGAUAUAUCAAAGUCAAACUCUAGUAUCCUUCUGUAACAUAGAAAUACCACAAUUUUCAAACUUCAAGAAAAAACUUAGACAUCACAUAGAUAUAAAUUUUUGUUUUUUGUUUCAUGUACAAAACAUUGACUCGAUUGAUUUGAGUUUUAAUUAAUUUUUUUUUAUUCUAUUUUAUUUAUGUAAUAAAAAUUUGUGAUGAAAUUACCCCAAAAAAAUAUUUAAACUAGUUUGUAUAAAGACAUUAUUUUACUUUGUUUAAAUACUUAAUGAUCUGAUAAAAGCUAAUAGUCCAUUUAAAAAAAAAAAAAAAGAAUUCCAACUUCCCAAAAAACCUUUUUGUACAACAUUGCAGUAGUAAAAAAAAUAAAAAUAAAUAUAUUACCUUUAUGUUAUCUUAGUAAAAUUAACCACAAUUAUUAAAAAAAAAGGACCUUGAAGAAUUUUAAAAUGAAUUUCAUGCACCUUAAUGAUAUGUUUCAAUAAAAUGUCAAAGGAUAAAAAAAAAUCUUAAAUCUGCUGAAAUCUUUGUAAUUACUUUAAUUAUAUGUCAGCCUCAAAUAACUAUACACUGAAUCCUGUCAUUUUUAUAUUGUUUUUGUACUAACAUUGUAAAUUAAAUUGAAUUUCUUUUUAAAAGACAACUUACCAUGUAAUGCAGAAUUUUACAUUGAUUAUAUGCUUACUGUAAAGUUGUAAUCUGAUGACUGCCAAUCUGAAUGAAUAUAUUUAAAGACUACUCUUUACAAAUGAAAUGGUAUAAUCUAUAGUACUUUUAAUGGUGUAUAUUUUAACUUCUGUCUAAGAAACUUGUUUAGACUUUGCUGUUACAAAAUUCAUAAGUGAAUGCUUAAAUUUUUCAUAAUGCUAUACAAUUUGGCUCAAAUUGAUUUUUACCUCAUAUGCUAGCAUUUUUAUGCAUACUGUUGUGGUUGUUUUGUAAUAAUAAUAGAUGUAAAAUAGAUCUAGGUCUAGAUGAAGUAUUAUUUACUAGCUUCUGGAGUUCGUUUACAACCAAAUAACAUAUAUUAAAUUCUAUAAAAUACUUGAGAAAACGAUAGAUACUUGGCAAAUAGUAUUUAAUCCAAAAUGAAGGGGCACAGUCCAAAUGUCAACAGUUACUAAAGAUGAUGUCUCGCCAUUAAGAGGAGUGAGUCGUUCUUGUCCUGUCCGUUAAAAUUAAUCCCAUCAUUCCUAUUCAGUUAAUAUCCCAUAAUUUCCCUAUUUCUGUCUAACAUAGUCUAUUUAUAGUCUCGUCAAAUUCCCAAUUAAAGUAAACCUAUAACAGUACACAAUGAAAGCAAUAACAUUAUAUAAAAAAAAAAUACAGAAGGUAGUUUUUUUUUAUCUUAUCAACGUAGACUCAUUCAGAUUAGUAGAAUCUUGAUCAAAAAUGUGUUGUUUUUCCACUAUAUAUCAACUUUGUAAUGGUAUACUCUACAUGUUACUGCUAUUGUAGUUUGGUUAACUACGACCCCAAAAAAUUAUUUUUUUUAAUGUUAACAUUCCAUUAUAUAAAGUAUUUUAUAUUUGACUUUAUUUGCAUAUAUUUAUUGUAAAUUUUUUUUUUUACUAUUAUUUAUAUAUGAAGUUUAAAAAAUCUGGUGCCUUGCCUAAAAAAUAAAAUGAAACAUUACAAGCAAUGUAGAUGGUAGAGAAAAGGCAUUAAUGCCUGUGUUUUCAAGUCACAUGUUUUUCAGUACUUUGUAUGUAGACAGGUGUUGCUGUACAUUAACUCUUUCUCUCCUAACUGAUGAUACCAACGUUGAUUCCACCAGAAUGUGGUAAAUAAUUACGGAGAGAAAGAGUUAAAUCAAGUUUUCACCAGAAUUUCAAUAUGAAACUUUUAUAACUUUGUAACAUUCCACCAACGUUUUGUUUUAUGUUCAGUCUUUAUUAGCCCAGCUACUUCCCGAUUUGUCUGGGUCUUUUAGCGCUGCUGAGAUUGCUAAAAAAAAACAUUUAUAAGACUCUUGAUUUUUUCUUAAUUGGCUACAUUGCAUUGUAACAUUAUGCCAACAUUGUCCUAAGUAAGCUUAUAAUUUUCAUCUUGAUAUACAACCCUAUGUUUUAGAAAAAAAACUAAAAAAAACAAACUAGGACAACCAGAAAGUAUCAGAUAAGUAGAGGUUAUAAUAAAGGGAAAUAACGGUAAAAUUGUUUCAAUGACUUUAUUCUUUAUUGCUCUCCCUUGCUUUUUAAAUCUUGAACAAUAUAUUUGAUGUCAUGAGUUAAAAAAAGAAAUCUUGAACAGAGUUUUGAAUAUAUUGUACCUGUUUGCAGUUUGUCAUGACCAAUGCAGUUGGACUUAUCAUGAUAUGAGCUCAAAUUCUCCAUCUUCUAUUUCUCUGUUGCUCCAAGAGAUGAAUGGUUAAUUGAUGCUAUGUUCUUCUCUGUAGAAUCAUUUUUACAAAUAAGAAGCAAUAAGGAAUAAAACGGAAGAUCGUUUUGGGGGGAAUGAAAUGCUCUUUCUUACUGAUUUUCAGUCAGUGAUGUCUUGAUCUUUAGACCAGUCAAAAUGAUGCUUUAUAUACUUAUCAUUGUUAGCUGGUUAAUUAUUGUGAAACUCAAUUAAUAUCUGCAGAAAUAAAAAAGACAAAUAGUUGAGGUUCUGCAUUGCUAGGAUCAGAAAUAGAUAGUGUUUCAAAAGUAUAGCCAGGUAACACAUCAGAGUUCCUUCCAUAGUGAUGAAUUAAAUUGUUUUUGGUGUCAACGUUGAUUUUAAUUAUUUUUUUCCAUUGCUUUGUAGUCCUUUUUUUUUAUAAUAUGUUCAGUCCUGACCAAAACUGUGUGGGAAUAGAAACUUAUAUUGUAAUAUUGUAGAGGCACAAUUUUCUUUUAUUACUGUUAUUAGUAAUGUUACUACUUUCACAUAUACCACAGAAGUGUUGCUGGGCGAUGCUGUAGAUCUGAUGCUAUGUGUGAGUCAUAAUAAUCUACAGAUUCUUCUUUUAGGAACGCAGUUCUAUCCCAACUACUCUGACUUUUAAAAGUUUAUUUAUUUUACAUUUACAGGGGAAGUACCAUGCUUAGAAGGGGUUAGGGCCGUGAAACUUAGAAAUUUUUUUAUUUCAAAUUAAAAAUGACAAUCUGCUGUGUGCUUUUUUCUAUUAUAAUAAGAACUUUCCCCUCUGUUCUUGUCAGAGGCCUUUGCAGAGGUAUUGAUUUAAAAUGUUCUUUUCUUUUGAAGAAAUUUCAACACGGCUUUUGCAUAUGCAAAUUUAAAGUCUACUCGUCUCUUUGACUUCAGUAAAGUAAAAGUAAAGUUCCCCGUUCAGCAUUCAGUAGAGCAGCGGUUCUCAACCUUUUAUGCUCGGCGACCCCUUUUUACAAUCCCCUACUCUGCCGCGACCCCCCCCCCCGCAUACACACACAGCAAUAGAAGAAUAGACAAAAACAAUCCAUUUUUUACAAUGGUCUUUGGUGACACCUGGCAAAUCGUCAAUCGACCCCCAAGGGGGUCGCGAGCCACAGGCUGAGAACCCCUGCAGUAGAGUCAACAAAUCUGAAAAUCACAAUGCAAGAAAACUCUUGUGAAAAUACACUUGGGGGGAGGGGGUGGAUGCACAUACAUUUUUGGUCUUGGGUGAACAGCAUAGGCAAGAAACACUGGCCCAAGGAAAAAGUUUUUUAAAAUUAUGACAAUUUAUAUUUGUAAUUAAUAGUACUAUUCAAACUUAAAAUGCUGAAUCAAUGACUAUUGCUUCGGAAACAAAGUUCUGUUUGGUAAAAUUUUGUCGCACAAUGCAUUUUGGUUUUGCCUCCUGACAGUAUAUCAAUGUCUUGCAAUUUUUUAUUUUUUUUUACUUUUGUUCCAAAUCAGGGAAAUGUUUGCUCCAGACUCGGCAGUAUCUGAAAACUGUAAAAUUAGAAGACUUCACAAGUACAGGAGAUUUAAUAAUAUUGUGCUUAUUGUCUGUUCUAAUGUUUGUCAGAUUUUGUUUGGCAUAAUAUCUGAAAUGUCAGUCCUACUUUGUUAUAGUCAUGCCCAUUUUGAUUUUCUAUUCCCAUGACAUGUGUUAAAACUGUGUGUCAUAAGGCCAACAUCACUCUUAUCAUCUCAUAUUCAAUAAAGAUGGUUUAUACAUUU